This is a messenger RNA of Coprinopsis cinerea okayama7#130, 1513 nucleotides long. RefSeq lists its product as hypothetical. The transcript has 2 exons. Lineage: Eukaryota; Fungi; Basidiomycota; Agaricomycetes; Agaricales; Psathyrellaceae. The record is from RefSeq and is a predicted model, not a curated record. The coding region runs from base 124 to 1263 and encodes 379 amino acids.
AUUGGCAUUUCUAGUAUUUCUUUCCUUCAACUUACUUCGCUGGCCUCCAGUCUGGUGCUGGUCGCCAUAUUCUCUUUUGAAUCCCUAUUUUCUUUCAUUUAUCGCCCUUGUCUUUUUUUCAAUAUGCAGAUCCCUCACAUCGAAAUCUCACUUGCUCCCCCCGAGCCAAUCCCAGUGGAACCCUAUUCGCCCUUUGCAAACUCGACUUUCCAGCUUCCCCAGCAGGACGAUGACGGUUUCCGCCCUCUCCAUUUAACACCGCCCCCCGUUCACACCAGGUUCAUCAGGAACCGUACUCGCGACGACCAAGCCAAACAAGCAGGCAAAGGCCUUGACAGGGCCCGAUUCGAGGCACUCCUCAACGCCUCCAAGGAAAGGCAAGCUGGUGCGAAGAAGGCUACUGACCUCCGCAAGGAGGUCGCCCUUAAGGUCCACAAGAACAAGCAAGCCGAGCGUCGUGCUUUGUUUUUGUCCAAGGUGCUAGCACCGCCCUCGCCUACCGCAACCACGACACCCGUCACUCCCCCCGAGUCACCGGCCGUCUUUCAUUACAGCCUUCCUUCGCCAGGUCUGGUCUCUCCCCUCGCACACUACGAGUCUCUGCACGACGAGGUUAACAGCGAUGGCCUCCCAUGCAAGCCGUGGGUCGAGCAAGUCGAUUUCAAGCUUCUCUCAGCACCCCCAAAGCCAAAACAUAUCUCCACACGCAAAUUCAAGCAGGGACUUCCUUCUCUCGAACAAAUUUCCGCUCGCCUCAACUGCUAUCGCUCUGCCCGCGCCUUCAACGAUAACAACGAAGUCCCGGCUAUCCAAUCGGCCCCCGUUUCAAACCACCUCGUUGUUGGUCGUUUAAAGAUGCCUGUCCGAUCGGCUGCUGCAAAGGCUCCUUCUAUCACCGUUACCGACACCACCACCCCCUUGGCCGUAGAACCAGUCAAGAUCCAGCCCCCCAGUUCCCCUCUUCUAACUGCUUCGUCGGAUCUCAAGAUCACUACUCUAGUAGUCCCUCGCACACAAUCCGUCUCGCCUACGGAGUUAACGCGAGUCAAUUUGUUGGCUUUGAAUUCGCGGGAGUCCCGGUCGUCGGCCAUGCUCACAACUUUGAGGCGAAGAACUCAAUCAACGGCGACGUUUGGGUUGCCUCCUCGCUCUCCUACUGAGAUCAAGGCCGCUAGGAGACACAGCGCACCUCCAGAAACGUCUCCCCUUCGUGAGCGAAGCGGUUUCGAGCAUCCUAUUCUUGCCCUCCCUGGCGCAUUCUAGCCGUUUUACCGCCUUGCAUGGUCAAGUUUUACCAAUUGUUCUCCCUGUCCCUUUCUUGUUUUUGGCAACGUUUUGUGUUGGAGACGGCGUCAUCCAUCAUCCUCUACACUCGUAGCAGGCGAAAAUCCCCUGCCCCACCUUCGUUUGGUAUAUUUAUGCACGAUUAAUGAUGAUGCAGGCUGCGCCUGCAUUCCCUUGUAUAUUGUACUGCCAGAAGCACGCAUCGUAUAUAUGUAUGACAUUGUUCGAG